This is a messenger RNA of Daucus carota subsp. sativus, 1363 nucleotides long. Its product is annotated as GDSL esterase/lipase At5g45960. Gene Ontology annotation, molecular function: hydrolase activity, acting on ester bonds. The transcript is spliced from 5 exons. The record is from RefSeq and is a predicted model, not a curated record. Lineage: Eukaryota; Viridiplantae; Streptophyta; Magnoliopsida; Apiales; Apiaceae. Bases 82 to 1173 code for a protein of 363 amino acids.
CAUACUUGAAAUUUUUUACCUAACAUCUACACAUAUAUAGUACAGAAUCUAAGAGGUUUGUGGUAUCCUUGUUCUGACAAUAUGCCUACUCAUUAUCCUAUUUACUGUCUCCAUUUCUUCAUUCUGUUUAUUUCGGUGUCAUCAUCCGGAACACAAACAGGAUACAGCACUAGUUCUGCGGCUAAGUUAGCCAUGUUCGUGUUUGGCGACUCCACGGUUGAUCCUGGUAAUAACAACUACCUCCAAACCCCUUUCAAGAGCAAUUUUCCGCCUUAUGGCCAGGAUUUUGUGAACCACAUUCCUACUGGAAGAUUUAGCAAUGGUCGCCUCGUCACUGAUUUUGCUGCAUCUUAUGCUGGUGUCAAAGAAAAUGUGCCACCAUAUCUGGACCCUGGCCUUAGCACGGACGAGCUUCUGACAGGUGUUAGUUUCGCCUCUGCUGGCUCUGGACUUGACCCUCUCACGGCCAAAUUAAGCGGUGUGAUGUCAAUACCGAAACAAAUGGAGUGUUUCAGAGAGUAUAAAUCAAAGGUUGAAGAGAUGAUUGGGACAGAGAGAACUCAAGCCUUGCUAAAGAAGGCUGUAUACAUUAUCAGCGCAGGAACGAACGAUUUCAUUGUCAAUUAUUAUGGUGCCUCUGGAAUUCGAAGAUAUAGCUACUCAAUUCCCAGCUACUCCCAAUUUCUGACGCAACAACUCCAAGAGUUAAUAGAGGAUCUGAUGGACGUCGGAGCUCGCAGGAUUGUGAUCGUAGGGGUGCCCCCGUUUGGAUGCUUGCCUGCCGUGAUAACUCUGUAUUCAAACCAAAUCCUCCAUCACAAGCGCGAGUGCAUCGCCACAAUGUCUUCGGAUGCACAAGGUUUUAAUCAAAUGGUGAAACAAAAAGCUAAAGAAUUGGAAAGGAAUGGCUCCAAGAUCUAUCACGUGGACAUAUACGAAACAUUCAAGGAUAUUAUACAAGACCCCAAAGAGUUUGGUUUUAACAAGGUGUAUAGCGGUUGUUGUGGUACUGGAUUAAUAGAACUAUCUUAUUCGUGCAACGCGCAAUCAAGGCUCUGCUCUAAUGCUUCUGAGUUCGUGUUCUUCGAUUCAGUGCAUCCUACUGAAAGAACAUAUUUUCUGGUAUUCAAGGCACUUAUUCCGACUAUUGAUCUCGUCCUCAAGUCUGAUUAGUUCCGGAUCAGAAACCUUGAUCCGGGGAUCCUGCAUUCGGAUUUGUAGGCCUAAAUUAGAAGGCGCAAUUAGCUGUGAUUAGUUGGAACACUGUCAAAAAUUUGAUUGUAAAUUGGAACAGCACAAGUAGCUGUGUAAGAAAGACUCUGGUUAUAUGUGGAAUAAAGAAGUAUCACUAUCAGUUGUAAUA